This is a messenger RNA of Clarias gariepinus (North African catfish), 1656 nucleotides long. RefSeq names its product dehydrogenase/reductase (SDR family) member 3b (gene dhrs3b). The transcript is spliced from 6 exons. Lineage: Eukaryota; Metazoa; Chordata; Actinopteri; Siluriformes; Clariidae. The record is from RefSeq and is a predicted model, not a curated record. The coding region runs from base 507 to 1418 and encodes 303 amino acids. Gene Ontology annotation, molecular function: oxidoreductase activity, acting on the CH-OH group of donors, NAD or NADP as acceptor. Gene Ontology annotation, cellular component: lipid droplet.
CAGCACGUAAAAAAACAAGCUCGCGACAACGUUCCCAAUGUGAAAUUGAAGUAAAUAAGCACCUGCAGCCCUCGCGUGCUUUGCGCUCGCGCCGUGUACGCUUAUAUACCGACUCGGUACACUGUAGGGUAUGAGGGUGACGGAGGCGGACUUCUCCUCCAGCCCGCUCGAGCUGUCAAUCAGGAUUAACGGUCACUUUAAAAAGUCCCUCGUGGCGGCGGCGGCGCGAGCUGAGAGUCUCGCUCACCCCAGCGCGAGGCGACGCCGUCACUACGGGUGAUCAGUCCGCGCGCGCGCACGCAGAAGAAAGUCUCCGCUUAUAUAGGCUGUGGAAGUUUGUUAAUGUGCGUGACAUAAAGGAGAACGCGCGAGCACAGCCACACGAGGUCAGGCUGCAUUAAAAGAAAGAACAAUAUUUGUGUCUAAAGAGAACCGACAAACUCUUUAGUGUGUGUAAGCUUGCACACAUUUGCGCGCCGCAUAGCACCGCACGCUGAAGCACCGACAUGGCUCUGAGGACGCUGUGCUCCGCGCUGCUGCUUCUGCCCCUGCAGAUCUUCUGCUGCGCCGUCAAAGCACUCGCGCGCGUCUUCAUCCCUGGCAAACGCAGAGAUCUGUCCGGGGAUGUGGUGCUCAUUACCGGGGGAGGACGCGGCAUCGGUCGGCACCUGGCCCGAGAGUUCGCCAAGUGCGGGACAAAGAAGGUGAUUCUGUGGGGCCGCACAGAGAAGUGCCUGAAGGACACGUGUGAGGAGAUAACGCUCAUGGGGACGGAGUGCCAUUACUUUAUAUGCGAUGUGGCCAACAGGGAGGAAGUGUAUAAGCAAGCCAAAGUGGUACGAGAAAAGGUGGGAGACGUCACCAUCCUGGUGAACAAUGCCGCAGUGGUGCAUGGAAAGAGCCUGAUGGACAGUGACGAUGACGCCCUGUUAAAGUCGCAGCAUAUCAACACCAUGGGGCAGUUCUGGACUACAAAAGCGUUCCUGCCUCGUAUGCUAGAGCUACAGACGGGCCACGUCGUCUGCAUCAACUCCAUCCUCUCCCUCUCACCCAUACCUGGCACCAUAGACUACUGCACAUCCAAGGCCUCAUCUUUGGCCUUCAUGGAGAGCCUAACCCUCGGCCUUGUGGACUGCCCUGGGGUGGGAUGUACCACCGUGCUACCCUUCCACACCAACACUGAGAUGUUUCAGGGCAUGAGAGUGAGGUUCCCUAAGCUUUUCCCCCCGUUAAAACCAGAGGUAGUUGCACAGAGAACAGUGGACGCAGUCAGAACGAAUACAGCCUUCGUAUAUCUUCCAUGGACCAUGAAUGCACUGGUCAUCCUCAAAAGCGUCUUACCCCAAAGCGCUCUGGAGGAAAUCCACAGGUUUUCAGGAACCUACACCUGCAUGAACACUUUCAAAGGACGGACGUAAGAACGUCUAUGGAAAGUUUGCCUGUGACCUUAAUCAAAGCUGGACCGUGUUACACUUCUGUGCGCCGGACGCAGCUGAUCGAAAACGUUGAAAAAGACUCAUGAAUCAUUCAGAAGUCAGCUUUUCUUCUGUUCUUGAGUUUUCUGCGGAUUUUUAAUGGAGAAUAAUUAAAGAGACAAAAUGGCACACUGCAGACAGUGUUGUUCAGACUGCACGACCGGCCUCUGGUCCAAUUUCG